Panicum virgatum (switchgrass) is the source of this 1578-nucleotide messenger RNA. RefSeq lists its product as uncharacterized. The transcript has 6 exons. NCBI's taxonomy places the organism in Eukaryota, Viridiplantae, Streptophyta, Magnoliopsida, Poales, Poaceae. The coding region runs from base 1 to 1578 and encodes 525 amino acids. The record is from RefSeq and is a predicted model, not a curated record.
AUGCCGGGCCAAGAAGCUGACCCUCACACCAUCCAACACCUUCAAUGUCGUGUCCUGCCGCCCCACGGAAGCCUCAUCAGACGGGCGUCGACAAGCCGGCUGCACGCGGCAGCCGCAAAGCUGCGUCGGCCGCCACCCCAUCCGACAAGGCAGCACGCGGAGCCGGGCCAGACUCCACCUGUCGCGUACACCGCCGUCGCCGUCGCCGUCGCUGCCUCCGAAGACCUGCAGCCAGGGCUCCGCCGUUGGGGGGGCGGAUCCGGAACCCAGGACGCCAGAUCCGCCACGCCGGGCCGCCGCCGCCGCCUCCAAGCCCGGCACCACCAUGAGCCUGCCGGGAGGGGGAGGGGGCAGCCGCCGCCGCAACGCGUAGAUCAGCCCCCGGGGGCGCCGGAUCCAAUCCCCAGGACGCUGGAUCCGCAGCCCCGGGCCGCCGCCGUCACCGCGCCCGGCACUCGGCGCUGCUCGCCGAGCGCGGCUGCGCCAGCACGCAGCACAGGAGAGGCCCCGCGGCCGCCUUCCCCGCAGGUGCACGGGCUUCCGGUGCCCUGCUCCGGCAGCAGCGAGGCGGAGGGGGAGGUUGGGAGGGGGGUGCGCGGCGGCGGGGAUGAGGAGGCGGCUAAGGAGAGGAGUGAUAGGGAGCUAAGCCCUACUCCAAGUACAGAUACCCAGACCGAACAUUCCAAAGGUGCUCGGUCAGUUGCGAUGAAGCGUCGCAGCUCCUCCCAGACUAUUAGCGAUAGCGACACGAUCUUGGGGAAAGAUGAUGAGGACGACUCAGCCCCCAAAUCGGUAAUGGAGAAGCCUCCGGGUACUCCUGAUAUGAGUGCUCGUGAGACAGAAGAUAUGGUGAAUUCCAUACUUCGGGAUUCUCCAUUGCCUGACACCGAGAGGAGCGAUGAGAAGCUCCCAGAGGAUAGUGGAAGCGACAAGCUUCCAGAGGAGGAGGAUGAUGGUGAGAAGCUUCCCGAGGGAGGCAACAAUAAGCUGCCUGAGGAAACCCCUGCAGGGAAUACUGUAGGGAAGAUUGAAGAUGUGCCCAAAAGGGCUAUGUCUGAAGUGCGGGCGAGUACUUCCCAGGUCUCAUCGGGAAGUGUCUUGCCGCGAGAGAAAGUGGAGCUUGCUUUCAAGCUACUGGAGAUUCAGGAAAGUUUGGUACUGGAUCUAGAGAUACAUAUGUACCAAAACGCAGAUGAAAUUGAAAAGCUCAAGAAGAUCAAAGAGGUCUCCGACCGGGAGGCAGCGAUAGUUCUUCAACAGCUCAAGACCUUGUCAGAGUCCCGAGACUCGAUGCAACGAGAACUUGUAGAGCUGAGAGAAGUCAGAGAUGCUGCCCAGGAAAUAGCCGAGGUUUUGGAGAUUCCGGAGGGGAAUGAGGACGAACCGCUCUCGUUGGCGGGGAAACUUCGUAAAGUACCUGAAGCCUUUGAAGGGGACGCCGACGCCGAGCUCCUCGCCUACUUUCAGGCCCUGGACGAGGGCACCCAGAGGCUCAUCCGCGAUCUCCUCCGUCAAUGGGAUGAGGCCCGCCACGAGCUCGAUCGGGCGCAGAUGGACCAAGUCGUCAUCCACAGCUAG